Molecule: messenger RNA, 1113 nt
Organism: Lolium perenne
Lineage: Eukaryota; Viridiplantae; Streptophyta; Magnoliopsida; Poales; Poaceae
Source: RefSeq, a predicted model, not a curated record
AUGGACCGUCCGCAAGAGCCGCCUACCGCCGGCGGUACACCUCCUUCGGCCGCGGUGGUUGAUGUCCCCGUCGGAGGUCCGCCGAACGCCGGCGUCGUCUCGACCAUGAUCUCCGCCACCAUCCCGUCGAAGAGGAAGAGGAUUCCGAAGCAAUUCUUCGAAGCACCUGCGGCGGCCGCAGCUUCGACGUCCGUAGCUUCGUCGGCCGAAGCCCCGCCGGCUGCCAAGAAGGGGGGCAGGAUGAAGACCAAGGCGGUCGGGCCAAGGGGCGCCGCGCUGGCCAAGGUGCGGACAAAAGCAAUCAGCCGCAUCGGCCUCGCGCCUCCACCGCCCUCCAAGGUCACGACCCCUCCUCCCUCCGUUCUGGCCGAUGCGCCGCCCGCGCCGCCGCCACCCACCAUCGACGUAGACAAGGUGUUUGAUGUUGAGUCCACAACAUCCUACAUGGACAUGCUCAACGAAUCCGCGCCCAAGUAUGCUCAAGCACGGUACAAGGACAUGGCCGGCUCCAAGAACAAGGAAUUUCAAUUUCAUCAUUGCCUUUCCAUUCUUCAACAUCUUCCUAAGUGGAAGUUGAGGGACAACGAGUCAAAGUGCAAGAAGGAGGCACUGCUCACCAUGGAUGAUGAAGCGGAGGACAUGAGUGGGAGAAACGCUGGCAAACCCGAGGGCAACAAGAAGGCCAAGGAGAGGGUCAAGGUAGAAGGCGAAGCAGCUAGCUUCCGGAAGAAGUUGGAUCAACUCAUGAAGUCCAAGGAGGCAUUGACGAUGAAGACAUUGGAGACCAAGCUCAUCAUCACCGAGAAGAAGAAGGAGUUGAAGCUUGCCAAGGUGCAAGCAAGGCGGGAAGAUGCCAAGCUGAAGGCCGAGCUUGACAUGAAGAUGAUCGCACUCAAAGAAGCCAAGGCCAUGAAGGAGCUCUUGGCCGAGGAGAGGGAUAUCAUGAUGAUGCGUACCGACGGCAUGGACAAGGAUCAGCUGGCGUGGUGGAACGAGACGAAGGCGGACAUCAUGGCGAGGAAGAAGGUUGCGCGUGAAGCUCGUGAGGCAAGUGCUCGAGCUGAGUCUCCGGCGAGUGGUGGCACCGCUAGCGAUGGUCUCGUUGAUGGUUGA